Cokeromyces recurvatus is the source of this 198-nucleotide messenger RNA. Its product is annotated as cytochrome b-c1 complex subunit 9. Gene Ontology annotation, biological process: mitochondrial electron transport, ubiquinol to cytochrome c. The coding region runs from base 1 to 198 and encodes 65 amino acids. The transcript has 2 exons. NCBI's taxonomy places the organism in Eukaryota, Fungi, Mucoromycota, Mucoromycetes, Mucorales, Mucoraceae. The record is from RefSeq and is a predicted model, not a curated record.
AUGCCCUCUGCAGCUGCUUCUGGUUUUACUCGUACAAUUUACAAUACCUUCUUCAAAAGGAACUCCAUGUUCAUUACCACCAUCUUUGUUGGUGCCAUCGCCUUUGAAGUUGGCUUUGACUCAAUUACAAGUAAAGUCUGGGAUAAUGUCAACAAAGGAAAACAAUGGAAGGAUAUUAAAGACAACUAUACUUCUUAA